Molecule: messenger RNA, 2076 nt
Organism: Physcomitrium patens
Lineage: Eukaryota; Viridiplantae; Streptophyta; Bryopsida; Funariales; Funariaceae
Product: NAD-dependent protein deacylase SRT2
Molecular function (GO): NAD+ binding; histone deacetylase activity, NAD-dependent
Source: RefSeq, a predicted model, not a curated record
AAGCUCCGCAUGCUCGCAGCUAUCGCAGCCGCGCUCCGCUCCACCCUUCGAGCAAUUCCAGUCUCGCAUGGCUCUUCAAAUUCUGUUAACAGGGUCGGGGAUUGAGAGUUUUAAUUUGAUUGUGCUCCUCCGGCGAAUCGUCGAUUUGGGUCGCGGAUUUUCCGAGCAAAGCCAGCGAGACCAACCCGUCGGCGUGGGUCUCACGCGGCAUUGACACCAGUUUUCUUCUCAGCAUCACCAUGAUGCUGAAGCAGUGUUGAAGGAGUAGGGUUUUCCCUUUUGUGGGUUCGAGGAUUGAAUGCCCAGUAUGCAGAUGACCGCAAUUUCAACGUGGUGCGCUCUUGGAUUGCGAACAGCCAUGACGGGCGCCAUGAAAUCGCAGGCUGUAGAAGGGGGUAUCCAUGUACACUCUAAAAUUCUCUGCAGUCACCUAGUGCACGGAACUUUGAUUUCAACCUUGAGCAUGUGGAAGCCUAACCAUUCCAUUAGAUGUCUCCAACUUCAAACAGGUGCCAGAAAUAAAUUGUCGCCCUGUCUGCUAAACAGCACUAGGUUCUGCAACUACGCUACUCUGGCUGCAACAGGUUCUGUCGCUGUUCCUCAAGAAAUAUCUUCUUCACUAAAUUCCAUCGUUCCCGACUCUCCUCCACCUUCUCAAUCCGAUCUGCAACGCUUGUAUGAUUUUGUGAACGACAGCAAAAGAUUAGUUGUUAUAACUGGGGCUGGCACAAGCACAGAGUGUGGUAUUCCUGACUAUCGAAGUCCACAUGGAGCUUACAGUAGCGGGUUCAAGCCGAUGACUCACCAGGAUUUCAUAAGUUCAGAACAAAACCGCAGACGGUAUUGGGCUCGUAGUUAUGCUGGAUGGAGGCGUUUCAUUAGUGCGAACCCUGGACCCACAUACCUCUCCCUCGCUCAGCUAGAGGCGAAAGGGCGUGUGAAAGGCAUGAUAACGCAGAACGUUGACAGGUUACAUUAUAAAGCUGGCAGCAAACCGAUUGAGCUUCAUGGAACUACUCAUGAAGUAAUCUGUUUAGAUUGUGGCGAUAUGUCUGACCGCUAUCUCUUUCAAAACAGAGUGAAGAAGUUGAAUCCUGAGUGGGCGAAGGCUGUAGAAGCUUUGGAAUCAGGCCAACCAGGAUCAGAUGCUAGCUUUGGCAUGCGGAUCCGUCCUGACGGUGACUUGGACAUUCAUGAAAAGUUCUUUCGGAAGGGGAACUUCAUCAUUCCCGAGUGCAAGAAAUGCAAUGGCACUCUCAAACCCAAUGUUGUGUUUUUUGGUGACAAUGUUCCAAAGCCACGAGUAGAUCUUUGCAUGUCGCUAGCACGCUCAGCUGAUGCGUUGCUGGUGGUGGGUUCGUCUGUGAUGACUAUGUCAGCCUUGCGUCUGGUCAGGGCUGCUGCUGACAUGGGCUCACCAAUUGCGAUUUUGAAUAUCGGUCCUACACGGGCUGAUGACUUGGCUCACUUCAAAAUAAAUGCUCGCUCUGGAGAGGUAUUGCCCCGGCUCCUGAACAUGGGUUCCAUGAGUGUGCCUACUUCGUAAUACUCGGCUGAAUUUGUUCGACAUUAUUGGGGCGGUUAUUUAAGUGGUGGAUGAGCUCAUGAAGGAGUGGCCAGACCUGAGGAAAGGAGACAAGGAACUCUAUGACUGCAGGAUUGUGUUGAGUUUUUCAGCUGGUUUUUUGCACAUCUUAUGAAACUUGAGCCUGGCUUUCAAUUUCAAAGUUCCAAUUGCACCUGUAAUUUUCAGUAGCAAACUUAAUUUCAUACUCAGUUGUCACGCAUGAGUGAUAUAGUCAGUUUGUCUUAAUACAUCUGCAUACCACUGAGAAUUUAUGUGUUCUCCCUCAAGCUCGGGAGUAGAGUAGAAAUGGGUCACACCUGCCCUGUUACGGUUAGUUAAUGUAAAGCGAGUUAAUGUGGCUUCUAAAGAAGCCAAUCUUGGAAGCCCUCGUCAAUCCUUUCCCUGUCAAAACCCCGAUUUCGGCAGAUUUUGAUCCUAUGUUCAAACAAUCUGAACUUAUGUUCUACUUUGAAAGUUAUUCAAUGAAUAUUUAUUUAUAUAUUUAUUUA